AUGGCAAGAAAGAUAUCGAGAAAAGGUUCAAGGAAGGGAUCGCGGAAGCCAGAGAGAGCUCAGUACCAGAAAAAUGUACCCGAGCCCGAGACGCUGGUCAAGCAUCCUAUGGAUGAGCUUGACAGCGCUUUUAGCCCUACUCCCACCAACACUGAGGAACACUUGUCACCGCAACCUCUUAAGACCAUAAAUGAAAUCGAGGACACUGACGAGAAAUACGACGAGGACAAGACCGUUCACGACCACAUCAAUGACCACGCAGACGAAGCCGAAGAGAAGAUGCAAAUGGGUGAAAUAAAGGACGAUCAAGACGAAGCCGAGGCCGAUGUUGAUGUUAAAGAAGGCGAAGUGAAAGAGGAAGAGCCGGACGUCAAGGUAGAAGGUGGUAACAGGGAGGAAAAAGAGGAGAAAGAAAACGAAAGAGAAGAAGGCGAGCUAGCGGAAGGUGGUCAAAUGCCUGACGAUGAAGUAAAUGAGGUGCCUGAGGUUAAGGUGCCCGAAGUCAAACUACCCGACGUCGAAAGAAAGAUGGCGAGACAAAGGAUGACGAUCAUCAACUACAUGAGGUACAAGUUGCUGAGGUUAAUGCACCUGGGAUCGACGUGA
Messenger RNA from Gregarina niphandrodes, 606 nucleotides. RefSeq lists its product as hypothetical. The transcript has 2 exons. Bases 1 to 606 code for a protein of 201 amino acids. NCBI's taxonomy places the organism in Eukaryota, Apicomplexa, Conoidasida, Eugregarinorida, Gregarinidae. The record is from RefSeq and is a predicted model, not a curated record.